This is a messenger RNA of Vigna umbellata (rice bean), 890 nucleotides long. Lineage: Eukaryota; Viridiplantae; Streptophyta; Magnoliopsida; Fabales; Fabaceae. The record is from RefSeq and is a predicted model, not a curated record.
CUAAAAGAUUAAACACAUCAAUCUCAAAAAAUGUCUACCAACGACGACCAGCCACAAGUUCUUGACGGCGAGCCAACUCAAACAGGCACCUACCUCCGUGACACUGCCACAUCUGUUAUCCAAAACUUCGACCCCAUAAACAAAAUCCACCAACAUCUUUGCGCGUUUCACUUUUACUCUCAUGACAUGACCCGACAAGUGGAGGCACACCACUAUUGUGCGCACAAGAACGAGGAGAUGAGGCAGUGUCUGAUAUACGACAGCCCCGAGAAGAAAGCGAGGCUUAUAGGGCUUGAGUACAUCAUCUCAGAAAACCUAUACUUAACACUGCCCGACGAGGAGAAGCCUCUCUGGCACUCUCACUUGUACGAGGUCAAGAGUGGUCUCCUCUUCAUGCCUAAGGUUCCUGCUCUCAUUCAGCGCCGAGACAUGGAGACAGUCUGCAAGACUUACGGCAAAGUUUUCCAUUUCUGGCAAGUGGACAAGGGUCACUCCCUCCCAUUUGGGAUACCUCAGCUCAUGAUGGCUUUCACUAGAGAUGGCCAGAUCUAUGAUCACCUAGUCAAAAGUUGUGCAGAGCGGAUGGGGAUAGACUAUGAUGAAGAAAGAAAAGGAAGGGAAUAUAUGACAGGGCCAGAACAUGGAAUUCAUCCAUUGGCCAAUGGAGGGGGUAAGGGUCUUGAGACUCGCCUCAGGGAGGUCGACCUCAACGCCGAUUCUACUCCGCCGUCAGUCACCAGGGUCUCUGUUGUCUGAACAUCCUCUGUGUUUUCUAAACAUGUUAUGCUUAGAUAUUACAGGGACACCCUUUCUGAACUCUAUUAUAAACAUAAUGUAAUAUGUUUUAAUGUCAAUUCAUAAUAAAAAUGUUUUAUCUAUAUGUUUCCUGU